AUGGAUAACCUCUCUUUCCCAACCGCUUUGUCCGUGUCUGCGGGUCAGGCAAGGGUUCCGUACCCGUUCCUCUCGCCGGAUGAAGCUUUCGCUCUUUCUUCAAGAAACCUUGUAAUCAUCGCUACCGCAGCGGCAAAUAUGGAUUUGGGAUUUCGUACUGUCUCUUCCCGGGGACUACCAGCUACGAAAGGCUCACUCGAUAACGCCACCCUGCAUUGUCUAUUUAACCUCGAGGUUGGCAACCUUCGGGCUCUGUAA
This is a messenger RNA of Coprinopsis cinerea okayama7#130, 258 nucleotides long. RefSeq lists its product as hypothetical. NCBI's taxonomy places the organism in Eukaryota, Fungi, Basidiomycota, Agaricomycetes, Agaricales, Psathyrellaceae. The record is from RefSeq and is a predicted model, not a curated record. The transcript has 4 exons. The coding region runs from base 1 to 258 and encodes 85 amino acids.